Dacryopinax primogenitus is the source of this 1254-nucleotide messenger RNA. RefSeq names its product NADP-binding protein. Lineage: Eukaryota; Fungi; Basidiomycota; Dacrymycetes; Dacrymycetales; Dacrymycetaceae. The record is from RefSeq and is a predicted model, not a curated record. The transcript has 8 exons. The coding region runs from base 178 to 915 and encodes 245 amino acids.
GGAUUCAUGUCGUCAAUGCUGUACGGUUGUUUGUCCGAUCGUCAGUCUGGACAAUGCCCUGAAUCUCACACAUUAGGAAGAGGGCUCAGUAUUAUGAGGUAUCAAUGGUUCGCCGCAGAGGACCGCUCAUAGCAACAGAUAUCCUUCCAACUACUCAAUAAACUCAGGUUGCAGAAAAUGUCGAAGAAGAUCGUAUUGGUCAGUGGGGCGACAGGUAAUCAAGGAAGUGCGCUUGUCAGGGCCCUUCUGCAGCAUGGCGGGUAUCACAUCCGCGCUCUCACGCGCGAUACACAAUCCGAUGCAGCCACGUCGCUAGCUGAGAAAGGGGUAGAUGUUGUCCCCGGUCAGCUGAGCGACAAAGACAGCCUUUUGAAGGCGUGUCAAGGGGUUUAUGCGGCCUUCGGUGUCUCUAUUCCGUCGACGGGUCCGGGGAUUGCCGACGAGAAAGUUCAAGGUCGGAAUUUGGUGGAUGCAUGCAAGGCGAAUAACGUGGAACUUCUCGUGUGGUCCUCCGUUCCUGGCUGCAAGGACACUUCUCACGGUAGAUUCGCUGUUCCUGUUUUCGACGAUAAAGCUGAAGUUGAGAAAUACAUCAAGAUUGUUGAUCAGCCCGCGAUCGUUAUUCACCUCGGAGCAUUCACCGGGAUCCUCCUGACUAUGGGGGCAUUGAAACGAGAUAAUCACGAUCAUUCGAAGUUCCACGCGGUAAUCCCGUUCGUUGCGCCGGACAGUCGCCAGCCGUACACCUAUGUCGAGGAAGAUCUGGGCCCUGCGGUCGUAGCUUUGAUCAACAAGUGGGAAGACGCUACUUGGAGGAGAGAACUGAGUAAAUCCCCAAUUCCUCUUGUCUCGUACGAUGCUACUGGAAGGGAAGUUGCCGACACUCUUGCGAAAGGUGACCGGAAAGGACGUUGACUUCGUCUCGGUGCCCGUGGAGGCGUUGCCCCCUCCUGUCAAACCUCUUGUCGAUUGGUGCAAGGAAGAUCUUUGGGGCUACGGGCACGAUAUCCCAGCGGACAUCCUUGUCAAGCUGGGCGUCCAGGUCCACACCUUGGAGCACUAUGCGAAAGAGAGGAUCAUUCCCUGGAUGAAUUCCUUGGAUUAGAUCCAGAUGGCCCUUGUCGCCGAAUGAGACCCCUUUAAUCUGCGGAAGGUGUUGGUAGAAUAGGUCGGCAUUAGCAGAGUUAUUUGAAGGGGAUCUUGUAAGGAUGACAGUGUCCAGUUGAGAUCGAAACUCGUAUGGGAUGAUGUUGA